This is a messenger RNA of Triticum aestivum (bread wheat), 790 nucleotides long. RefSeq names its product dehydrin DHN1. Bases 96 to 512 code for a protein of 138 amino acids. Lineage: Eukaryota; Viridiplantae; Streptophyta; Magnoliopsida; Poales; Poaceae. Gene Ontology annotation, biological process: response to abscisic acid; cold acclimation; response to water deprivation. The transcript is spliced from 2 exons. Gene Ontology annotation, cellular component: cytosol. The record is from RefSeq and is a predicted model, not a curated record.
CUUUGCACUUAUCUCCAUCGCAGUUCGCAUCAGUUCAACACACUUGCACAGCCACACGUAUCACCCGUAGAUCGAUCACUGUUCGUACCACCCCAAUGGAGUACCAGGGGCAGCACGGCCACGCCACCGACAAGGUGGAGGAGUACGGCCAGCCCGUGGCCGGGCACGGCGGUUUCACCGGCGGGCCCACGGGGACGCACGGCGCCGCCGGCACCGGCGCGCAGCUCCAGGCGACGCGGGACGACCACAAGACCGACGGCGUCCUGCGCCGCUCCGGCAGCUCCAGCUCCAGCUCAUCUGAGGACGACGGCGUGGGCGGCAGGAGGAAGAAGGGGAUGAAGGAGAAGAUCAAGGAGAAGCUCCCCGGCGGAGCCCACAAGGACGCCACCGCCGGGCAGCAGCACACGGCGGUGGCGGGCGAGUACGCGGGAACGCACAGCACCGAGGCCACCGGCGAGAAGAAGGGCGUCAUGGACAAGAUCAAGGAGAAGCUUCCCGGCGGACAGCACUGAGCCAGCUAUGCGUGUCUUCUCUAUGUUCCGUCAAAGCUCGGCUAGCAUCUGCAGCCAUGCCGUUACUACGGAUAGAUAAUGGACUCUGUCACUCUGAUAUACCUUGUGUGCAUGAGCGAGCCCGUGUGUGUUCGUAUGGUAGGGCGGAGCCAGGAUUUGGAUAUAGGGGGCCAAGCCUAGUUGACAAAAAAAAUAUAGCGCAAAAAAAAUUCUUAUAGUCUCUACUCUAAUGUCUCAGUUGGUAGGUCGCGUUUUGGGUUUAUUUUUGUCACAUCUCA